This is a messenger RNA of Puccinia triticina, 1101 nucleotides long. RefSeq lists its product as uncharacterized. The transcript is spliced from 2 exons. The record is from RefSeq and is a predicted model, not a curated record. Bases 1 to 1101 code for a protein of 366 amino acids. NCBI's taxonomy places the organism in Eukaryota, Fungi, Basidiomycota, Pucciniomycetes, Pucciniales, Pucciniaceae.
AUGGCCCACUCUUCAACUGCAUCAUCCCCACGUCAGUCAACUGUUCCAUCCAACGUCCCUCUCAAAAUCUCUUGCUCUUCUACCAGCCCUUCAGCACAAACCCUAGUCACGAUCCUCAAUAUCAUGGACCCAAACUCUAACCCCAACUCACAACCUGCUGAUGAGCAAACCGGACAAAGCCCUGGCGGCAACCGUCCUGAUGAAGAACCUACUGCCCCCUUGCUAUCCCCUCCCAUGGGGCUCCCACCAACCGCGCAGUCGUUCGAAGAGACCACACCAGCGGACGCUCCACCUCCUCUUGCUGAGCAUGAGGAGGCAGGAGUUUGGACGGAACUGCCUGCCGGAUUUGAUGGUCACACCGCCGCCCUUUUUGACCGUCUGCAAGACGGACUCAUUGUACUUGACUUCGACAACGAUCGAGUCGCCCGACUCCAAGAUCUUGGCACGAAUCUUGCACCUCCCAACGAGGCCUUUGCCUUGAUCCGCCAACUUGAAGCACUGCCUGAGUUCCGCGAACCUUCUGAAGAUCACCUCUUAGACGCCUGGCAAGAUGUUAUGCAGACUCUCUCCCCUGAGCAUCAAAUUGUGCUCAGAGAUCUCGCAAACGACACCCAUCGGGUCCUUGAGGAGCUGGAUGAAAACCCAAAUCUCACCAGCAUGACCGCCGACGAGAUUAGUGCGAUCAGGAACAAUCUGGCGGAGAUUCGCCAGAACGCCGCUAGAUUACCGGCAGAAACUCAAGAACUUCUCACUGAGUGGUUCGCAGAGAUAGACGCGGACACCGCGCGUCUGCUCCGCAUCCCUGCCCAGGUUGCAUCGGCAAGACAAUCGGUAGUCACACUCCUCGACAACUUGGUCAACACAGAUCGGGAGGCAGUAGUAUCAGAUGCCCCCGUCAAUAGCUCCCCGCAGUGCCCAGUGUGCUUCGAGGAUUACAUCGAAGGGGAUGUUGUUGUGCUGCUACCAUGCCAUCCAUCGCACCAUUUCCACCGGGCAUGCAUUCAUGACUGGCUGCAAGCCCUCCUUCCCCACCCCUUUACUUGCCCAACUUGUAGGGCCCCUAUCCUUGUCCCCACGGCACCCGUGCCUGACCCACAGUAA